Molecule: messenger RNA, 1669 nt
Organism: Lutzomyia longipalpis
Lineage: Eukaryota; Metazoa; Arthropoda; Insecta; Diptera; Psychodidae
Product: probable cytochrome P450 28d1
Exons: 5
Coding region: 58-1557 (499 amino acids)
Molecular function (GO): oxidoreductase activity, acting on paired donors, with incorporation or reduction of molecular oxygen; heme binding; iron ion binding
Source: RefSeq, a predicted model, not a curated record
GCAUUUUCAGUUAACCGAAGAUCAUUCUUGAGGAAGCACUCAUCGCGGUUCCGAAAAAUGUUGCAAACAUUAGUGAUUUUGGGGGCUGUUUUUACCUUUCUUUUGGUGAUUUGGAGAUGGAAUUACAAUUUCUGGGCAAAACGACGUAUCGGAGGACCUAAACCUACCCUCCUUCUAGGGAAUUUUCCCAAUUAUUUUAAAAGAAACUUCAUCUAUGAUUUGGAUGAUAUCUACAAACAAUACAGAGGAGGAUGCCCAUUUGUUGGGAUUUAUGCUAUUAGAACACCGAGAGCCUUCGUUACUGAUCCCGAAUUUUCAAAGCGAAUUAUGACCUCGAAUUUCCGACAAUUCCACAAUAAUGAAGUGGUUGAAAUGAUUAAUUUAAAAUCCGAUCCAAUUGUUGGACUCAAUCCCUUUUGGAUGCCCUAUGAAGAGUGGAAGGGUCUAAGGCAGGAAAUAGCUCCAGCUUUUAGCAAUAUUCGCGUUAAAUCUCAAUUCCCAAUAAUUGAAUCUUCUUGCGAGAAAAUGGUGAAUUACCUGAAGAAUCGUACAAAAUCUCAUGGAUCUUCUAUCAAAGUCUCAGAUAUCUCCCGCCGUUAUACAAAUGAGAAUCUAAUGAAUUGUAUUUUUGGAAUAGAAGCGCACGCCUUUGAAAGUGAAAAUCCGAACUCAUUGCAAUUCUUCAUUGAUUGCCUGAGUGAAUUUGAGAAGAACAACAAGUUCUUCCUAUCGGGCUUUAUUUUUCCCCUAUUUAAGCGUCUCUACAAAUACAGGCUGCUCAAUCCAAAAGUUCGAAAGUAUCUAGAAGAUAUGCUUAUGCACGGAAUUGCCUUUAGAAAGGAAUCUCCUGGUAGUCGAGAUGAUUUUCUUGCAUUCCUAAUGCAACUUCAGGAAAAGAAGGGAUCUUCAACUAAUGAAAUGGUUGCUCAUGCUCUAACAUUCAUCCUUGAUGGUUUUGAAACAUCGGCCAUUGUACUGGAUUGGAUAUUUUACCAAUUAGCCAGAGACAGGCGUGUGCAAGACAAAUUGCGAAGAAUCAUUGAGGAGGAAUUGAAGAAUAACGGGGGAAAGUUUACCUUUGAAACUUUAAGUGAACUUCCUUACCUGGAUCAAGUUAUUAAUGAAACUAUGAGGCUCAAUCCACCAAUUCUCUUCUUCAUGAAACAAUGCAAUGAAUCCCUUGAAGUCCCUUUCAAUAACGGGGAGGAUGUAAAAACCUUCCCCAAAGGCGUAACAGCUAUCAUGUCAAUGUAUUCCCUCGGACGUGAUCCUAUCCUUUACGAAAAUCCUGAUAGUUUUUACCCAGAAAGAUUCGACGAUGGUGCCAUUAAGGACUACAAGGAUAAAGGAGUUUUCGUACCUUUUGGCGAUGGACCAAGAAUUUGUAUCGGAAUGAGAUUCGCUAUUGCUCAGAUUAAAGCCGCAACUGCAGAGGUUGUAAGGAAUUUCAAUCUCACGCUUAGUCCAGGAAUGUCUAGAGACUUGAAAUUAACGAAAUCAUUUUUUGGUGUACCCGAAAACGAGAUUUCCGUUGAUUUUAAUCUUGUGCACGAGUAGUGAACUACGUUUUGUGACUUUUUUUGUAAUUGAUCUGUACCUACGUAUUCAAGAGCAAACUGAAAAUUCGUAAGUUGGGCAAUAGAAUAAAAAUUUCUGUUCUAAUAUCAAA